Molecule: messenger RNA, 8045 nt
Organism: Cydia pomonella (codling moth)
Lineage: Eukaryota; Metazoa; Arthropoda; Insecta; Lepidoptera; Tortricidae
Gene: Dhx15
Product: putative pre-mRNA-splicing factor ATP-dependent RNA helicase PRP1
Exons: 11
Coding region: 121-2211 (696 amino acids)
Cellular component (GO): intracellular anatomical structure; spliceosomal complex
Molecular function (GO): RNA binding; ATP binding; RNA helicase activity
Source: RefSeq, a predicted model, not a curated record
UUUGUCGAUGUUGCCUCGUUUCGUGUAUGUCGCCAUUUUGUUGGUCCGUGGUUUUAUUGAGUGGUGAAAAAGAAGUUACUUUAUUUAAUUAAACCCAGCGUUUUAUGUAUAUCGUCUAAAAUGUCUAAACGACGAAUUGAAGUCAUGGACCCCUUCAUUAAGAAGAAAAGAGAGGAAAAGGCUGCCGCAGCGGCCGCUAAAGGGGAGAAGGGGGAGAGUUCAGACAGUGCGGCUACUCUGGGCUCCGCCAUGCCGCCUACUGCCACCAGCACGCCAGGAGUCAAUCCGCUUACAGGUCUCCCCCACUCGCAGCGCUACCACGAGCUCCUCCGGCGCCGCCUCGGCCUCCCCGUGUGGGAGUACAAGAACGACUUCAUGAGACUCCUCAACACGCACCAGUGUGUUGUGCUCGUCGGCGAAACCGGCUCUGGCAAGACCACGCAAAUACCGCAGUGGAGCGUUGAAUUUGCUGCUGUCACUGCUGGGAAAUCUAAAGGAGUCGCUUGUACGCAACCAAGGAGAGUAGCCGCUAUGUCUGUAGCUCAGCGAGUUGCUGAGGAAAUGGAUGUAGUACUCGGCCAGCAAGUCGGUUACAGCAUCCGUUUUGAAGACUGCUCUGGACCACACACCUUACUCAAAUACAUGACAGAUGGUAUGUUGCUACGAGAAGCCAUGUCUGACCCUAUGCUAGACCAGUACAGAGUGAUUCUACUUGACGAAGCCCAUGAAAGGACACUAGCUACAGAUAUUUUGAUGGGAGUUCUAAAAGAGGUUAUCAAGCAGCGCCCAGAUUUGAAACUAGUUAUUAUGUCUGCCACGUUAGAUGCUGGUAAAUUCCAGCAGUAUUUCGAUAAUGCUCCGCUCAUGAACGUACCAGGUCGUACUCAUCCAGUAGAAAUAUUCUACACACCGCAGCCUGAACGAGACUAUCUAGAAGCGGCCAUUCGUACUGUAGUCCAAAUUCAUAUAUGUGAAGAAAUUGCUGGCGAUAUACUUCUAUUCCUAACUGGCCAAGAAGAAAUAGAAGACGCAUGUAAGAGAAUUAAAAGAGAAAUAGACAAUUUAGGACCAGAUGCUGGAGAGUUAAAGUGUAUACCGCUAUAUUCAACCUUGCCACCGAAUCUCCAGCAACGGAUCUUCGAACCAGCACCACCAAACAGGUCAAAUGGAGCAAUAGGAAGGAAGGUGGUGGUGUCAACCAAUAUUGCUGAGACUUCUCUGACCAUUGACGGGGUAGUGUUCGUGAUUGAUCCAGGAUUCGCGAAACAGAAGGUGUAUAAUCCUCGUAUCAGAGUGGAAUCGCUUUUGGUGUCUCCAAUUAGUAAGGCGUCGGCGCAGCAGCGCGCCGGGCGCGCGGGCCGCACGCGGCCGGGCAAGUGCUUCCGGCUGUACACGGAGAAGGCCUACAAGAACGAGAUGCAGGACAACACCUACCCCGAGAUCUUGAGAUCGAACUUAGGGUCUGUAGUUUUGCAGUUGAAAAAGCUGGGCAUAGACGACCUGGUGCAUUUUGACUUCAUGGACCCACCGGCCCCGGAGACCCUUAUGAGAGCAUUGGAGCUUCUCAACUAUCUGGCUGCCUUGGACGAUGAUGGAAACCUGACAGACCUCGGCGCGGUGAUGGCGGAGUUCCCGCUCGACCCUCAACUGGCUAAAAUGCUGAUCGCCAGCUGUAACCACAACUGCUCCAACGAGAUACUCUCCAUCACAGCCAUGCUGUCUGUGCCGCAGUGCUUCGUGCGGCCGAACGAGGCGCGCAAGGCGGCGGACGAGGCCAAGAUGCGCUUCGCGCACAUCGACGGCGACCACCUCACGCUGCUCAACGUCUACCACGCCUUCAAACAGAACAUGGAAGAUCCGCACUGGUGUUAUGACAACUUCAUCAACUACCGCUCGCUGAAAUCAGGAGACAACGUACGCCAACAACUUUCAAGAAUUAUGGACAGGUUUAAUUUGAAGCGGACAAGCACAGAGUUCACAAGCAAAGAUUACUAUAUUAACAUAAGAAAAGCGCUCGUCAAUGGAUUUUUCAUGCAGGUGGCGCACUUAGAGCGCACCGGGCACUACCUCACCGUGAAGGACAACCAGAUCGUGCAGCUGCACCCCUCCACGUGCCUCGACCACAAGCCCGACUGGGUCAUCUACAACGAGUUCGUGCUCACCACCAAGAACUACAUCAGGACAGUCACCGAUAUCAAGCGUGAGUACUGACAGUACAGAGUGAAGUACAACAGAUCAUGCAGCUGCACCCCUCCACGUGCCUCGACCACAAGCCCGACUGGGUCAUCUACAACGAGUUCGUGCUCACCACCAAGAACUACAUCAGGACAGUCACCGAUAUCAAGCGUGAGUACUGACAGUACAGAGUGAAGUACAACAGAUCAUGCAGCUGCACCCCUCCACGUGCCUCGACCACAAGCCCGACUGGGUCAUCUACAACGAGUUCGUGCUCACCACCAAGAACUACAUCAGGACAGUCACCGAUAUCAAGCGUGAGUACUGACAGUACAGAGUGAAGUACAACAGAUCAUGCAGCUGCACCCCUCCACGUGCCUCGACCACAAGCCCGACUGGGUCAUCUACAACGAGUUCGUGCUCACCACCAAGAACUACAUCAGGACAGUCACCGAUAUCAAGCGUGAGUACUGACAGUACAGAGUGAAGUACAACAGAUCAUGCAGCUGCACCCCUCCACGUGCCUCGACCACAAGCCCGACUGGGUCAUCUACAACGAGUUCGUGCUCACCACCAAGAACUACAUCAGGACAGUCACCGAUAUCAAGCGUGAGUACUGACAGUACAGAGUGAAGGACAACGGAUCGUGCAGCUGCACCCCUCCACGUGCCUCGACCACAAGCCCGACUGGGUCAUCUACAACGAGUUCGUGCUCACCACCAAGAACUACAUCAGGACAGUCACCGAUAUCAAGCGUGAGUACUGACAGUACAGAGUGAAGUACAACAGAUCAUGCAGCUGCACCCCUCCACGUGCCUCGACCACAAGCCCGACUGGGUCAUCUACAACGAGUUCGUGCUCACCACCAAGAACUACAUCAGGACAGUCACCGAUAUCAAGCGUGAGUACUGACAGUACAGAGUGAAGGACAACAGAUCGUGCAGCUGCACCCCUCCACGUGCCUCGACCACAAGCCCGACUGGGUCAUCUACAACGAGUUCGUGCUCACCACCAAGAACUACAUCAGGACAGUCACCGAUAUCAAGCGUGAGUACUGACAGUACAGAGUGAAGGACAACAGAUCGUGCAGCUGCACCCCUCCACGUGCCUCGACCACAAGCCCGACUGGGUCAUCUACAACGAGUUCGUGCUCACCACCAAGAACUACAUCAGGACAGUCACCGAUAUCAAGCGUGAGUACUGACAGUACAGAGUGAAGUACAACAGAUCAUGCAGCUGCACCCCUCCACGUGCCUCGACCACAAGCCCGACUGGGUCAUCUACAACGAGUUCGUGCUCACCACCAAGAACUACAUCAGGACAGUCACCGAUAUCAAGCGUGAGUACUGACAGUACAGAGUGAAGUACAACAGAUCAUGCAGCUGCACCCCUCCACGUGCCUCGACCACAAGCCCGACUGGGUCAUCUACAACGAGUUCGUGCUCACCACCAAGAACUACAUCAGGACAGUCACCGAUAUCAAGCGUGAGUACUGACAGUACAGAGUGAAGGACAACGGAUCGUGCAGCUGCACCCCUCCACGUGCCUCGACCACAAGCCCGACUGGGUCAUCUACAACGAGUUCGUGCUCACCACCAAGAACUACAUCAGGACAGUCACCGAUAUCAAGCGUGAGUACUGACAGUACAGAGUGAAGUACAACAGAUCAUGCAGCUGCACCCCUCCACGUGCCUCGACCACAAGCCCGACUGGGUCAUCUACAACGAGUUCGUGCUCACCACCAAGAACUACAUCAGGACAGUCACCGAUAUCAAGCCCGAAUGGCUGCUAAAGAUAGCCCCCCAGUACUACGAGCUGAACAACUUCCCCGUGUGCGAGGCGCGCCGCCAGCUGGAGCUGCUGCAGGCGCGGCUCGACUCCAAGCCCUUCCAGGAGGGCUUCUAGGCGCGCGGGACUACACCUGGAUACACUGACACUGCGAGUGGCCCCAGAUGCCUUUGACUGUUUUUCAAUGGAAUAUGUAACCUGGUUGGUGCCCUGCCUGGAGUAGUGCUCCUGGAUUCUAAUCCUAUUAAAUUAUCUAAUUAAAUUAAUUUCACUGUCUAACUCGGGCACUCGAUUACAUAGUAGUAAUAUGAGUUUUCAUUGAAAUACCAAGAUUUUUAUGAAUCGGAUACAGUAGAAUCCGGAUAUAACGACCUUCAAGGGACCGGCGAUAUUAUGUCGUACUAACCGGAUGACGUAUAAAACGGAUAUUUACAUAUGUAUUGUAAUUAUGUAUUGGACCGAACUUGAGUAAAUAAUAUCGACGCUAAAAACGGUUAGUCGUUAAAAGCGACAUCGUUAUAAAUGAAUUCUACUGUACUUUGUUUUGAUUUUAAACCAUCUGGAACUUCGAACGACACCGGCUUCCGACACGUCGGAAGGGAGGAGCCCGAGCGAUACUUUAACGUACAAAUCGUUUGACAGUUUCACUUAUUAGUCUCAUCACAUAUAAAAUCCAAUCUGCAAUGGCGACACAAAUACAUAGAAAAUGACACACGUCAAAGACAAAUCUUGCACACCUCGAUCUCUUGUGUACGGACGAGUCAACACGCCCCGCGCUAUGUCCAGUUGGGCAUGCGCUAGCGCAGAGGGGAAAUACUGCGAAUGCCGACUCCCUUCCCAGUGUUGCUCGAGGAUCUGGAAACGUACUCUGAAACUUUAGGUAUUUAAAUAAAAGUAAAGAUUUACGAGUAAAUAUAAUAUUUAUUGGUUAACCAACAAAAGACAAAACCGCCUGGAUCUGUCACUGAGCGACCUGAAUUUAACCUACAUUAUUUGAUCAUGUAAUGUUUUCAUCUACCCUCAACUGGCUUAAGGCGACUUUUGAGGGUAGAUUUUGUUUACUUUUAUUUAACCUUUUGAACGCCACGCGGCGUGUAAUCGUGAACCUUGUCGGUACGCAUGAAGGUUGAUAUUGGGCUGUAGCCGCGCGCGUCAUAUGACGACUUUGACGGUCAAAAGGUUAAAUACCUAAAGAUACAGAGUAUACAUUGAGCAACAGUACUUUGUUUUUUAAACAAUAAUACCCCUUGAAUGAUUAUCAAAAUUAACAUAAGUCAGAGACUAGAUUCCAAAAAGAAUUAAAAACUUAAGCUAGCACAUAUGCAAUUUUUUAUAAUGUGAACACCAUCAACAAUAAAUAAUUUUGUCAUGAAUUCAAUUUAUAAGACUUAUUUGACAAGUAAAUAGUAAAAUAAUAUACAAUGAAUAAUGCAUAUAAUGUGUCUUUUAAACUAUGAUAAAUGUUUUCGUCAUAAAUCUAAAAAUAAUAUUAUGUUGAAAAUAUAUUGUAAUUCUCGCCCAGUGGGUAUAAAAUAUACAUAUUGGAAAGUCUCGUGUUUCUGUAGAUAUUCUGUGUGUGAAUUUAGUUAUGAGGCAAUAUUUUUAUUCGAUAUUUCGUUGUAAAUUGGUCGUAACGCGUUUAAAAAUGCCACAAUAUUUUUUUGAAAGCCUUUUAACGCAUAAAUUUAAAAAAAGCUUCGUAAGUUGCGUUCAUGGCGCUAAGCGAAGUAACUUUCAUUCUCCCAACUAAAGUUUUGCUAGCUUGUGAUGAUGGCGUGUGAUUGUGAGAGUCAGAAUGGCGGGUGUACCUAAAUAAAUAAAUAUAAAGCUUACUAUAUUUUUGUACUAUUUAGUACCUCCAUUAAAAAAAUUAUACCUCAAGGUACUUAACCUUUUGACCGCCAAAUACGUCAUAUGACGCGCGCGGCUACUGCCCAAUAUCAACCUUCAUACGUACCGACAAGGCGCCGGUAUCACGAUUAGGCGCCGCGUGCGGUAGGCGUGGCGUUCAAAAGGUUAAAGUUGUCACCUAAAAACAGUACAUAAUUUCUGAGUUAUUUGAACUGAUCAGAUUAAACGUGAAGGGUAAUAAUUCCUGGCGUAAUAAAAAUAAUUGUACCGUAGCGUUUAUUCUUUAAACUGAAAUCGAUAAGGUCAAAAAUUAUAACGCCUGCAAAAGUGUAAUAGCAAGCAAAAUGUAAAAUGAGUAAAACUUGGAAACCACAAAUAAAAUGGCUCCUAUUAUAAUUGAAUAUGAAGCUACAAAAAAGGAAAGAAAAUGGUUUUUAUAGAAUUUAUCUAAAAUCGCGGGAUCAUAGCGUAAUAAAGUACACCCGCCAUUCUGACUGGCGGGUGUAGGUACUGUUUUUUUAUGAUAAAUUUAAGUACCGUGAGGUACAUUUUUUUUAAAUAGAAGUACUAAAUAGUACAAAUUAGGUACAAAAAUAUGGUAAAAUUUUUCUUUUAUUUAGAUACACCCGCCAUUCUGACUCAACGUGUGAGUCAUAGUUUUGGAUACGAGAAAUGGGGUUUAAUAUGAAAACUUACUUUAAAUAUGUAUAAACAUAGUUAAAUGACCACUCGUGAUGUUUUUCGUGUAUAGCACGCUAGUAGUCGCGUUGGAUAUUUGUCAGCUAUGCAUAUGAAGUCUCCAAACCGCACUGGGUGUACGUGGAGUCCUGUGUCUUAGUAAGUUGUGUAACUAUUAAUGUUAUUAUUGUGAUCAUUUUAUUAUUGUUAACAGCCCACAGCGGCGCACGGCUAAUUAAAUAAAUUGGAAUGGGACGGGUAAUUAAAUGGGAUCUCCCCAUAACGGCACAUUAUAUAAACCCUCAUGUUUUAUACAUGCAUGUGUUACAAAAAGACAGAUGAUAUGUUAACCUUUUCAGAUGAUAUGUUAACCUUUUCAGAUGAUAUGUUAACCUUUUCGUCGCCACAGUGUCAUCAACGCCACCUCAAAAUUUGCACGUAUACAAACCUGACCAAAACCACGACUUGAUAUGAAGGUUGUCGUUGAGAUUCAAGAUGGCGAAGACGUCACGAGAAUAUUUUUUUGUGUUUUGCUCAUUCAUGUUGUUCAAAGUGUAGUAUCGAUAGCUUAUUAUGCAGAGAACUAUCGUGGAAGUGCAGUUAAUGAAAAACUAAUCUUGAAACGCGUUUAACCAUGUUUUAAUCAACAUCCGGCAAUCCAUCGUGGCUUUUAGUAAAGUCCAGCUAUCUCUUUACUAAAAGCAACUACCGAACAACGUCAUGCUCUACGAGCACACUUAAAACUUACAACGAAACUUGACAUUGGCAAAAUCAUCAUAGAUUUGAUGGAAGCCAUAUUUUAAAAGAAGAAGAAGACUUGAUAUGAAGUCGUGGCGUGGGUAAGAAAUGUACCGACUUUAUAUCAAGUCAAUGGCGUCGAAAAGGUUUAACCUUACGGUCCCUCUACACGAUGGCCCAGCGCAGGCCAGUCCAAGGGAUACAUUUAUCCGUUAGAGGGAGUAAGUGAUAUUGCUAUCUCAUUCCACUGCAUAGCUGCGUCCCUUAGACUGACCUACGCUGGCCCAUCGUGUAGAGGAGCCCUUACGAACGCUUUCUCUCAUAAUUUGGCAUACACGCAAACAUCUCAACUAGUGAGAAAUGAAUUUAAACCUUAUCUGUCAACAGUAAAAUUGCUUUGACAGAGUCUGCCAUGACCCCGUUAGUGGUCGUUGGCGUGGUAGGCAACAGCACACGACCACUUUAGUGGCUCUUGGCGUUCAAAGGGUUAAAAAUGCGGUUACGGCGUAUUCUCGUGAAAAUAUUACUUUCGUGAGAAGUAGAACCAUAAAAUUUUAUGUUUUUAUAAAAAUAACCGUUAUGCCAAGUCCUUAGAAAUAUAAAGCAUAGACUUUUGGGUCCCUGAAAGUCAAAACCAUUUAUAAUCUGUGGGUUUUAACCUUAUUUUGUGUACCUAGGUUGGUUUAGUGUCUGUUAUUUCAUUCCUAUUUCUAUAUAGUUGUCAAAUAUCUGACGCUGGCUCUGUAUUAUGUGGUAUAAAAGCUGUAUUUAGGGCGGAUGUGUGGGCGAUCAAAAUAUACGUUAUAUGUAAGGUA